This is a messenger RNA of Cherax quadricarinatus, 2324 nucleotides long. RefSeq names its product alpha-(1,3)-fucosyltransferase C. Gene Ontology annotation, cellular component: membrane. The record is from RefSeq and is a predicted model, not a curated record. Lineage: Eukaryota; Metazoa; Arthropoda; Malacostraca; Decapoda; Parastacidae. Gene Ontology annotation, molecular function: fucosyltransferase activity.
CCACCACACAAACAUCUUGGCAUCUAGGCAAGAUGUAGUUAGAAUACUUUGGCAUCGAUAUCUUCUGAAAACUUUUCAAAUGUGAUCGAGUAUUAUUCAUUAGUAUCUAAAGUAGAGCAUCAAAUAAAGGGGAUCACCUGAGUUGAGCACAAGAUGUCUUUAAGCUGUAUGAUGUCUUGUGGCUUCUCUAUUGAACGUGCCGUGCUAUAUAGAUUGUAAACUGACCACAAUAUAGUCCACUGCACCAAAGGACGUGUUUCCAUAUUUCAAGCCAUCUGAAAUAAUCUCACAUUUUCAAAAGAUUAUGACCAACCCUACUUGACACAUCUCAUUUUCACUGAGAUAAAGAGAGCUGUAAAACACUUUUAGUGCUAAAGAGUUGUCAAAGAAGACUCACAUAAGCAAGUUAAGACGACUUCAAAAUAUAUGAAUAUAUAACUAGUGAUAGAUAACAUUAGCAAGAGCAAUACCAACAGUUGAGUAAAAGUGACUACGAGGUCCAGAUUGUGAACACCAGAGAAUCCCUCCAAACUUUGUUUAACAAGAACAAGAAUUCUAUUGUUAUCAAACAAAAUUACUGACACCUUCAACAUGUAUUUCCGCUUCUUGAAUACUCGCCACAUUAUAUUAUUUAUGAUUAGCUUGUCUGUAGUUUAUACCAUAGUUUCGCAUGAAAUAGAUUUAUAUAACCUAUUCAGCGGAACGAUGAUGCUAAUGAACAACCAAUCAGGUGAUACCAAAAAUAUGACAAGUGUUGUUGUGCCUGGUAAUGCAGCUGUCUCAGAGUCCUUACAGAUUCUCGAAAAAUCAGCUACAGACUGGAAAAUGAUACUGUUUUGGGAAUCUUGGUCAACAGUUCUCUGGAAUGAAAGCUUCGUAGGGACUACUGCCACAGAGCUGCUGCAGGAAGGUUGCCCGAAAUGGAAGUGCAACGUCACCAUGGACAGAAGCUACGCUGGCACCGCUGACGCUAUUAUUUUGCCCGCCUUAGGGUUCAGGCCAUCGAAUUUGCCACGAAUGCCCAGGCCACAGUACCAGCGCUGGGUGUUUUUAGAGAUGGAACCACCAACAGGAAUAUAUGCAGUAGAAGGCGCCAAUAAUCUUAGGGCUCACAAUAUGAGUCAUAUUGUCAAUUGGACCAUGACCUACCACUCAGAAUCAGACAUCGUUGGCUUCUAUGGUUUCUUUCUCUCACUCGGAACCACAGUCAUGCCGUUGCGCCCCAACCUAAUGUCCCAGCACGGCGAGGCUAUGAGGCGGUACAAGACAGCGCUGGAACAAGGUGACACUUUAGAGAAAGUGAUGGGCCCGUCAUGGAGAAGCUUCGUCAAGAGGCCCAGGGUGGUGGCCUGGAUGUCCAGCCACUGUCCCACUAAUUCCAGAAGGGAGGAGUACGUUGCUGAGCUUUCUAAAUACAUCACUGUUGACAAGUAUGGGGCUUGUGGGGAUAAGGAGUGCAAAAAAUAUUCAACUGGGCCGCUGUUACAUUCCUGCUGGAAGAACGUAAUUACUGGAAACUACUCCUUCUACCUCUCCAUGGAAAACAAUUUAUGUGAUGAAUACAUAACAGAGAAGGUCUACAACGCCUUCUCAUACAACCUCGUCCCCGUCGUCUGGGGAGGUAGUGACUACGCUAAGUUCCUGCCACCACACUCUUACAUCAACGCCCGACACUACCACCCACAAGAACUGGCCCGCCUCCUGACCAGACUACACCAAGACCCCGUGGCCUAUGGAAGGUAUCACCUCUGGCGCGGAUACUUCCAGGUUAUGAAUAAAGGCAACUUGUGUGAGCUUUGUUACCGCCUGCAUACUGACACAACAUCCAGCUACCACACAGACAUUUCUGAGUGGAGGAUGAGGAGCGGCAGGUGCCUGAUGGCUCCCAGCAAUAUGUUCAACAAGACGUUAGGUAUGGAUAGCUGGAGGUCGGUCAUUUACUCUCACUACGAGAACCUAACCAACGUUGGUUUUGGCCUUUGAUUCUCGAAGUUACAAUGAACACUGUUCUAAAGAUUGAUUACAGUAUUUGCAGCAAGAAAAGAAAUCUGAAGGUAUAUAAUAGCCUCUGCAGUGAAGCGUUUUUAUUGCUCAACCAGAUUAAUUUUCUUUCUAGUGAUAAUAUAAUUUCAGCGCCAAUGAAUCAGCAUGUGUGUAUUCAAGUAUUUUGCGCUAGAAUUUAAUAAAAAAAAUUGAAUUUAUGUAUUAUUAAAUUAUAUCACUUGUUCCUUUUUUAAGAUUUCUCAUAAAUAUAAUGUCAUAUACUUAAUAAAGUUAUUAAUUUGCUCUCACAUGGAGUGAUGAGCAGGAUUUUUUUCCCUUUC